Molecule: messenger RNA, 1794 nt
Organism: Setaria italica (foxtail millet)
Lineage: Eukaryota; Viridiplantae; Streptophyta; Magnoliopsida; Poales; Poaceae
Product: S-adenosylmethionine synthase 1
Exons: 2
Coding region: 107-1474 (455 amino acids)
Biological process (GO): S-adenosylmethionine biosynthetic process
Cellular component (GO): cytosol
Molecular function (GO): ATP binding; methionine adenosyltransferase activity
Source: RefSeq, a predicted model, not a curated record
GUCGCUGUCCGCCACCCAACCCACCCAGGCGUCCACCGGACCGCCCGAUCCGACCAAAUCCAAUCCGACGGCGGCUCCCCCGCCGGCCGCCGCGGGGGAGCUAUAAAUGGGCCGGCGCGCGGCCCAGCUCGGCGUGCGCUGCGGCCGGGUCGGAUCUGAGACGAGCACUCCCCAACUUGUUACCAUCUCAUCCUCAUCCACCCCGCCUCCUCCCGUCUCCCCCUCCGCCGGAUCUGAUCGGAUCCGCCCGACCAACCCGCGCCGCCGCCGCAGAUCAGAAAAGAUGGCCGCAGUCGACACCUUCCUCUUCACCUCGGAGUCCGUGAAUGAGGGACACCCUGACAAGCUCUGCGACCAGGUCUCAGAUGCCGUGCUUGAUGCUUGCCUUGCUGAGGACCCCGACAGCAAGGUUGCUUGCGAGACCUGCACCAAGACUAACAUGGUCAUGGUCUUUGGUGAGAUCACCACCAAGGCCAACGUCGACUAUGAGAAGAUUGUCAGGGACACUUGCCGCAACAUCGGUUUCGUGUCGGCAGAUGUCGGGCUUGACGCUGACCACUGCAAGGUGCUCGUGAACAUUGAGCAGCAGUCCCCUGAUAUUGCUCAGGGUGUGCAUGGCCACUUCACAAAGCGCCCUGAGGAGAUCGGAGCUGGUGACCAGGGACACAUGUUUGGGUAUGCAACUGAUGAGACCCCUGAGCUGAUGCCCCUCAGCCACGUCCUUGCCACCAAGCUUGGUGCUCGUCUCACAGAGGUGCGCAAGAAUGGGACCUGCCCCUGGCUCAGGCCUGAUGGGAAGACCCAGGUGACUGUUGAGUACCGCAAUGAGGGUGGUGCGAUGGUCCCCAUCCGUGUCCACACUGUCCUCAUCUCUACCCAGCACGACGAGACAGUCACCAACGAUGAGAUUGCCGCUGACCUCAAGGAGCAUGUCAUCAAGCCUGUCAUCCCUGAGCAGUACCUUGACGAGAAGACCAUCUUCCACCUUAACCCAUCUGGUCGCUUUGUCAUCGGUGGACCUCAUGGUGAUGCUGGUCUCACUGGCCGGAAGAUCAUCAUUGACACCUAUGGUGGCUGGGGAGCCCACGGUGGUGGCGCUUUCUCCGGCAAGGACCCAACCAAGGUUGACCGCAGUGGAGCCUACAUUGCCAGGCAAGCUGCCAAGAGCAUUGUCGCUAAUGGCCUUGCUCGCCGCGCCAUCGUCCAGGUCUCCUAUGCCAUCGGUGUGCCUGAGCCCCUCUCCGUGUUUGUUGACACAUAUGGCACUGGCACGAUCCCCGACAAGGAGAUCCUCAAGAUUAUUAAGGAGAACUUCGACUUCAGGCCUGGCAUGAUCAUCAUCAACCUUGACCUCAAGAAAGGCGGCAACGGGCGCUACCUCAAGACAGCUGCCUACGGUCACUUCGGAAGGGACGACCCUGACUUCACCUGGGAGGUGGUGAAGCCCCUCAAGUGGGAGAAGCCUUCUGCCUAAGGCGCCCUUUGAGAAGAAGCUUUUGGUCUGCUGCGCUUAUCAUGUUUUGUGGCUUCUGUGUUGUGAUUCUUGAUCUGCCCCUUGCUAUCAUUUGUAUUGUACUGUCCUAAUAAGUGGUACUUGUGAGGGUAUUACUGUGUCUGGUUAUUUACCUAGAGGAGGAAUUAUUGUCUGCUAUUUCUGGUUUUGCUGUUUAUGUAAUGGUGAACCAAAGAAUGAAGCUGCAGGCUACUUUGAGAAGGAAGGGGACCUGCUGCUUUCUAUCUUGUCAUGCGUGAUUACUUGAACAGUCCUGAUGAUCUAUUAAUGUUCUUUGGUCA